This is a messenger RNA of Papaver somniferum (opium poppy), 2429 nucleotides long. RefSeq names its product BTB/POZ domain-containing protein At5g03250-like. Gene Ontology annotation, molecular function: protein binding. The record is from RefSeq and is a predicted model, not a curated record. NCBI's taxonomy places the organism in Eukaryota, Viridiplantae, Streptophyta, Magnoliopsida, Ranunculales, Papaveraceae. Bases 108 to 1880 code for a protein of 590 amino acids. The transcript has 4 exons.
ACCAUAACCACCUUCUCUAAUCUCCAUUUCUUUUGCUUCAUUAAAUAUUAAUUAGAAAAAUCUCUUGAUUGUUUCUUUUGUUAUCAAAUCAUCAUCGUAAUCUUUAGAUGGCAUGCAUGAAAUUGGGCUCCAAAUCUGAAGCCUUCCUACGUGAUGGCCAAACCUGGGUAUGCACCGCUGGGCUUCCUAGUGAUGUUGUCGUUGAAGUUAGAGAGAUGUCCUUUCAUCUCCAUAAGUUUCCAUUGCUUUCCAGAAGUGGGCUAUUAGAAAAGCUAAUAGAAGAUCUCUCAAGCGGUGAGGAUGGGCAAAUCUGCAUUUUGCAGCUUCAUGACAUACCUGGUGGAGCCAAAACCUUUGAGCUAAUAGCCAAAUUUUGUUACGGUGUUAAAAUCGAAGUCUCUGCGUUAAAUGUCGUUAGUCUCCGGUGUGCUGCUGAGCACCUUCAGAUGACUGAGGCUUAUGGGGAUGGAAAUCUUAUUAAACAAACAGAGGAUUUCCUCGAUGAAGUCUUUGGAAACUGGGGUGAUUCCAUUAGAGCUCUUGAAACAUGUGAAGAGGUUCUCCCUCAUGCAGAAGAAGUUCACGUUGUCUCGAGAUGUAUUGAUUCUAUAGCAGUUAAAGCUUGUUCAGAUCCUAGCUUAUUUGGUUGGCCUGUUUCCAACAGCGCUCAUAGGCCGGAAGGGGCUGAACUUUGGAAUGGAAUAUGCACAGAAUCUAAGACACGCAACGUGAUAGAGGAUUGGUGGUAUGAAGAUGUUUCUUUCCUAAGUUUACCUCUUUAUAAGAGACUGAUAGUGGCCGUCGAGUCGAAAGGGAUGAAUCCCGAAGGAAUUGCUGGAUCUCUGAUGUUCUACGCCAAGAGAUAUCUCCCUGGACUGAGCUUCAAAGAGAAUACAAACAACCAUCAUAACUCUGCGUCUACUAGUUUGGCUCCGUCAGAGGCUGACCAAAGAGUUCUUCUUGAAGAAAUCGUUGGAUUAUUUCCCAACAAUAAGGAAGUUAUCCUCACAAACUUUUUGCUCAGGCUGCUUCAAACUGCUAUGAGUUUACAUGCCAGUCCAUCGUGUAGAGAGAACUUGGAGAAAAGGAUUGGUGCACAGUUGGACCAUGCAACACUGGAUGAUCUUCUUAUUCCUAACAUGGGUUAUACAGUAGAAACUCUUUAUGAUAUUGACUGUGUCCAGCGGAUUCUUGAUCAUUUUAUGUCCGUUGACCAGGCUGCGGACGAACCGCCUUCUCCUUGUAUAGUCGAAGAAGAAGCAGAAGAAAGGCAGGUAGUUGAUGGUGGUUCCCUACCACUUACACCGGUAACAAUGGUUGCUAAAUUAGUGGAUGGCUAUCUUGCUGAGGUUGCGCCUGACGUUAACCUAAAGCUCCCAAAAUUCCAGUCUCUUGCUGCUGUUAUCCCUGAAUUUGCUAGGCCUCUGGUUGAUGGAAUCUAUCGUGCAAUUGAUAUAUACCUUAAGGCACACCCUUGGCUCACGGAUUUGGAGAGGGAGCAACUAUGCAGGCUCAUGAACUGCCAGAAACUCUCUCUGGAGGCCUGCACUCAUGCAGCUCAGAAUGAAAGAUUGCCACUUCGCGUGAUCGUACAAGUUCUCUUCUUUGAACAACUUCGUCUCCGCACAUCAAUUGCUGGUUGGUUCUAUGUCUCCAAUAACACAGAAAAUUCACGUGGUAGCUUAGCAAUCACCAAGAAUGACAUCCAAACCAACCUUGCAGAGAAUGAAAAAACUAUGGAAAUGCGAGUUGCUGAACUUGAAAAAGAAUGUUUGUCCAUGAAACAAGAGAUCAGGAAAAUGGGUAAAUCGAAAAGUGGUUGGAAUAUUUGUAAAAAACUCGGGUUUAAAAGAUCGCAACCGAAAAGCGUUGAUUGUUGAAGAGCCGUAAAGCUGCUGCAUUUCAAAACAACACCUCAAACUGCCAAUAGAACAGUGAGUUCCCUAAUUCUUUUUAGUGGUAGUAAUCCAAUUUUCUUUGAUUAGUCUAAUGAUUUUAGAUGAUUCAUUGUAAUUACUGCUAAGACACUUAGGUUUCAUGUAAUCAAUAACCAGUUUAGUUAGCAUUGUUUAAUGAUUCCAAGUCCCAAUCUUAUACUGUACAUCACAUAGACGACUCAGGCUCAAACCUAUUGUGCGAGGCGCCAAACCCUUCGCCUAGGCGCCCAGAAAAUAAAUAAAAUGCUCACAGUUUUUCGCCUUGGACGUUUUUCUUAGCUAGGCGUCCCUGGUCUUUAACAACAUAGGCUCGAACCAAAACUCCUAGUCACAGAAGUACAAAUGAUGAAUGGAACAAGUGCAGAGAAUUAUGCAUCCAAGUCAUACGUCCAAAUCAAUAUAAUCAAGACAGUAAAAUUGUUCUAAUCACAGAAGAAGACAUUGACAAAAUCAAAAGUAAAACAAAAAGAACAAACAUCAAACUACUCAACG